AUGCGUCUCCCGUCCCUCCUCAUCCUUGCCGCCACGGCUCUCGCUGCUCUCCCCUCCAAAGGUGUAGACUGGUCCUCUCUACUCAUCGAAGAAAAAGCUGGUAAGACGUAUAAGAAUUCCGCCGGCCAAACGCAGCCCCUCGAAACAAUCCUCAAAUCCAGUGGAGUAAAUACCGUGCGCCAACGCAUCUGGGUUAAUCCGAGCGAUGGCAACUACAACCUCGACUACAACAUCAAACUCGCCAAGCGCGCGAAAGCAGCGGGCUUAAAAAUCUACCUCGAUUUCCAUUAUAGCGAUAAUUGGGCGGAUCCUGGAAAACAGGUCGUUCCUGCUGCGUGGAAGAGUUUGUCGAAAGAUGCGCUCGUCAAGCAGGUCUACGACUACACGAAGAACGUCAUCAACACCUUUGCCACCAAUGGCUUGGGCUUGGACAUAGUCAGCAUCGGCAACGAGAUCACGCCCGGGCUUUUAUUUCCUGUUGGGAAGCUUGGGUCAGGUGAGGGUGCAGCAAAUGUAGCCGCGCUGCUCAAAAGUGCGAGCAGGGCAAUCAAGGAAAGCAACAUGUCACCGAAACCACAAAUCAUGAUUCAUUUGGACAAUGGAUGGAAAUGGGACACGCAGAAGUGGUGGUAUGAUACCAUCCUGGCUGCAGGGCUUUCCUCUUCGGAUUUCGACAUACAGGGCAUAUCGUACUAUCCCUUCUACAAUGCCGCGGCGACAUUGUCGGCAUUGUCGAGCUCGAUGAACAACAUGGCUAGUAGAUAUGGGAAACAGGUCAUGGUCGUAGAAACCAACUGGCCUUCGUAUUGUCCCAACCCUUCCACAAGUUUCCCUUCGGACACGACCAGCAUACCUAUUAGUGUGGAUGGGCAAACGCAGUGGAUGAAGGAGUUGGCGAAGCGCGUUGUCGCAGUACCGAAUGGUAAAGGGACUGGACUGUUCUACUGGGAGCCUGCGUGGAUCGACAAUGCGCCACUUGGCAGUAGCUGUGGCUGGAACUUGAUGGUGGGAGAUGAUGGCAAAGUCAUGAGUAGUCUCGCUGUGUUUGGAAGUAUUUGA
Parastagonospora nodorum SN15 is the source of this 1059-nucleotide messenger RNA. RefSeq lists its product as hypothetical. Bases 1 to 1059 code for a protein of 352 amino acids. Gene Ontology annotation, biological process: pectin catabolic process. Gene Ontology annotation, molecular function: glucosidase activity. The record is from RefSeq and is a predicted model, not a curated record. The transcript has a single exon. Lineage: Eukaryota; Fungi; Ascomycota; Dothideomycetes; Pleosporales; Phaeosphaeriaceae.